Anarrhichthys ocellatus (wolf-eel) is the source of this 364-nucleotide messenger RNA. Its product is annotated as myosin heavy chain, fast skeletal muscle-like. The annotation marks the transcript as partial. The transcript is spliced from 4 exons. The record is from RefSeq and is a predicted model, not a curated record. Gene Ontology annotation, molecular function: cytoskeletal motor activity; actin filament binding; ATP binding. NCBI's taxonomy places the organism in Eukaryota, Metazoa, Chordata, Actinopteri, Perciformes, Anarhichadidae. Gene Ontology annotation, cellular component: myosin complex.
GUAGAAGACUCUUGGAGACUACAGCUUGUGGAUUGUGGAAUAUAUAUCAGCAUUUUCAUAUAGAGGGGGUCAGACAUAAGCCGCCACCAUGAGUACAGACGCGGAGAUGGCCACGUAUGGCAAAGCUGCCAUUUACCUACGUAAGACAGAGAGGGAGAGAAUAGAGGCUCAAGCCGCACCAUUUGAUGCCAAGAGUGCCUGCUACGUGACCGAUGUCAAGGAGCUGUACUUGAAGGGAACAAUCAUCAAGAAAGAUGGUGACAAAGUCACAGUCAAAGUCCUGGACACUCAGGAGGAGAAGACAGUUAAAGAAGCUGACAUCAGUCCAAUGAAUCCUCCCAAGUAUGACAAGAUUGAGGACAUG